Saccostrea cuccullata (small rock oyster) is the source of this 3524-nucleotide messenger RNA. Its product is annotated as LETM1 domain-containing protein LETM2, mitochondrial-like. Bases 100 to 2751 code for a protein of 883 amino acids. The record is from RefSeq and is a predicted model, not a curated record. Gene Ontology annotation, cellular component: mitochondrial inner membrane. Gene Ontology annotation, biological process: intracellular monoatomic cation homeostasis. Gene Ontology annotation, molecular function: ribosome binding; calcium ion binding. Lineage: Eukaryota; Metazoa; Mollusca; Bivalvia; Ostreida; Ostreidae. The transcript is spliced from 13 exons.
UCUCCGACCUUCAACUGAAAUAAAAGGGAACCAAAGUAUCUAUGCUUUGAGAAUGGGGUAGAAGAAUGAUUAAAUCGGGGAAAUAAUCAAACAAAAACAAUGCCAUAUCGUUAUCUAAUAUGCACCCCAGCAAAAACUUUCUCAAAUGAACUUAUGAGAAAGUUGGUACCAUUAGGAUGUUGUCACACAUCACAAGCACGACCCUGUGGGAGUCGUUCACAUAAGCGUCACUACUAUACCAGUCAUAAGUUAAACUCCAAGCUUACCCAUAAGCCUCACUGGCACCUACCGAGUGAAAACAAACGACUAAUUCAAAACUGUGAUAAUUACAAAACAAAUUUUAUCAUACGCCGUGUUACCUAUAGAAACUCGCAAGGAAAUGAUGUGCCAUAUGUCCGCGAUUAUCAUAUUUCGGCUUUACUCUUCAAAGACGAGAAUAAGAAAGAAGUAAAAGAUGUCAAAGGUCAUGGAGCAACUGAAAGCAAAGAUUCUCCUAAAGAGUCUGGAGCAAAGGGAGGUAAAUCACCUACAGAUGCCUCCUCAAAGGUGCCUAAGGAAAAUGCGAAGGAGGUGGGACCACCAGCUAAGAAGAGUUUGGGAACCAGAAUAAUGAAUGAACUGAAACACUAUUAUCAUGGAUUUAAGUUAUUAUUUAAAGAAUUCAGAAUGUCCACGAGAUACAUGAUUGACGUUGUUAUCUUUAGGAAAUCACUCAAGAGGAGAGAAAUCCAGCAGGUGAUCCGUUCGACGUUUGAUAUUUUCCGCAUUUUACCAAUGAUUGUUAUGAUUGUUAUUCCCUUUAUGGAGUUUGCCAUUCCCUUUGUUAUAAAAUUCUUCCCAGGCCUCCUUCCCAGUACAUUUCAACCUAAAAAGACAGAUGAUAUGAGAAUGAAGGUGUUAAAGGCAAAGAUUGAGAUGACAAAGAACAUGGUGGAAACCAUUAAGAAUCACCCCCUGAUUAGCAAGAAAUCUGAGACCGCUGAGGACUUUGCUAAUUUUGUCGCUAAUGUUCGAAACAAAGGCAUUCAGCCUACCACCGAGGAGAUCAUGAAGUUCUCCAAGUUCUUUGAGGACGAGUUGACCUUGGAGAAUUUAAAUCGACAACAGCUGCAGGCCAUGUGUCGUAUCCUUGACCUCCCACCCAUGGGAAUGGACAGCUUUCUCAGGUUUUCGCUCAGAAUGAAACUCAAACGGCUCAAGUUAGACGAUAAGAUGAUCCAGCAGGAGGGAGUUGACAGCCUCACGAUCCCUGAACUCCAGGCAGCUAAUCGUGAGCGGGGGAUGAGGGCCCUUGGGGUGUCUGAGGCUCGCCUGAAGAGCCAGUUACAGCAGUGGCUGGACCUCCAUCUAGAGAAAAACAUUCCCUCCUCACUUCUCCUGUUCUCCAGGGCGCUGUAUUUACCGGAGACACUGUCAACAGAAGAACAGCUGAAGGAGUCUAUCAUCAAUCUACCAGAGACCAUGACAUCUAAAGAGAAGAUUGCAGAAGCUCAGGCCCUGAAGGAGAAAGAGAAAGCAGAGAAAGAGAAAGCUGAGAAAGAGAGAAUUCCUGAGGUGGUUCCUGAGAAGGUUGUUGAGGUUCCAGAGGUGCCACCAGCACCACCUACUCCUGAGGAGGUGCCCAUUCCUGUGGAGGAACCAGCCACAGGAGUCAAAGGUCUGGCCGCCAAAUUACAGAGCAAGCUGGCGGACUUCAAACAGAAAGUGGAUGAAUACGACAAAGAGGCCACGAAGAAACGCGUGCUGAAGAUCUGGAAGCUGAUCCGCGAGCUCGGAGAGGAGAAUAGGAGGGAGCACAAGAAGUUCUUUGAGGAGUAUAAGGAGUAUCUGAAGGAAGGAGAGAAGCCGGAGAAGGUGGUGGCUGAGUCAGGGAAGAAAGCCAAGGUACCCAAACCCACAGAGGAGGAAAAGAAGGCCAUAGCGACAGCUGAGGCAAUUGCUGCAGAAUCUCUAAUGACUGCAGAAACCCAGACAGAUCCCGCCAUGAUGAUGGAAGCUCAGCCAGGAGAGGAAUUGAAGGACCUGGAUGAGGAAAUCACCACAGAAGACCUGGAAGAUUUGGAGGAUGCCAUCAUUGAGGCAGCCAAGGAGAAAUCCGUGGAUCUCGAGAAGGAAGAGAGGGAAGAGGAGCUGGAGGAUUGUGAAGAGGAUGUGGACGAGUUAAAAGCAGUUGUCCUCCAAGAAGGAGAUGUAGAUUCUAAGAAUGCCAGCAAGCUCUGGAAGAUGGUCAACCGAGCCGUGGACAAACUGGACAAGCAGAUUGACGAGUUCCAUGACCAGAAGGACGAAAUUCAGGUGGAGAUCGACACGCGGGAAGUCCGCCUUAAGAAAAGUCCCGAGUUACAAACAAACCUCGAAAAGAGGGAGGAGAUCCUCUCAGAACUCAAAAAGAGAAAGAAGUCUGUGAUCAGUAUAAACGAGAUGUUGCUGGCUCUGAAGCGGAUUAAGAAGAUCCCAGAUGAUGUGAGAACACAGAAGAUUCUACAGGUGUUGGAUGAAGAUCGAGACGGAAGGAUUGAGCUUGUCCAUGCACUCAAGGUGAUAGAGUUACUUGGAAAGGACAAUAUGAAACUGAACCCUAAACAAGUUUCCGAGGUGACAAGGCUCGUGAAAAAGGAGCUACUUCAAGAGGAAAAGGAAACAUUAAAAGACAAUGCAAAGACUCUGAAGACUGAAGAGCUCCAAUCUAAGAAUGAUAACUCUAGCAAGGAAAAGGAUGAAAGUGACAAAAAGCAGGAAAAACAGUCAUGAAAAGGAUAAAAAGACAAUUCAUUAAAAAUUGUGUUCAAAUGUUCCAGAAUAAUUUGAUGGAGGGCCAUAGUGUUUUUCAUGCAAACUGAUUUUGACCCAUUUUGCCCUUAUAGGUUUAAAUGUUUUUAUAAUUAUAAAUGUUGCAUAAAUCAAGUGAGUGACUGCAACAGCAUUUAUUAAGGAAUAUAGCAGUGGUAUAUGUAAUUGAAUUCUGAAUGUCUUGUAGCACUUAAUUUACAUGCUAUGAUAAGGCAUGUGCUGCCAAGGUAUGGGGAACUGUUAUUGAAUAGAUGCUAUUUCUCUCACAUAUUUUACAUUUGAUAAGGUAUUUUACUUUUUAUGAAAUCAAAUUUCAUAGGAACAUGUUAAUAGAGUCUAUUUGUAAUUCAUGAAAAUUGUUUUGUAUUUCCAUGAAUGAUAAGUCAUGUGCUUUGUUUAGGUUAUUAACAAUUAGAUGCUUGUCUCAGCUUAUAAAAGAAACAUUUUUUGUAUGAACAAAACAAAAAAUUACUGGACAAACUGGACUUUGUCCAGAGAUGUUAGAAGUAGAUGUAUUCGACAUAUUUGGUUAACUUCUGCAGAAAUUAAUUAAUAGUACAUGAGAAAAUAUUUUAGAUGUUAAAUUAUUUUAAUCAAAAUAAGACAAUGCAUGAGGUAUGAUGUCAGUGAAAAACAAAUGUAAAAUUUCAAAACUUUUUUACAUAAUAUGAGAGGAUUAUAAAUCUGUCCCUGUCUUUCAUUACUCAGUCAAUAAAAGAGUGCUAUAAAAAUUA